Molecule: messenger RNA, 1235 nt
Organism: Macrobrachium nipponense
Lineage: Eukaryota; Metazoa; Arthropoda; Malacostraca; Decapoda; Palaemonidae
Product: (3R)-3-hydroxyacyl-CoA dehydrogenase-like
Exons: 6
Coding region: 94-849 (251 amino acids)
Molecular function (GO): oxidoreductase activity, acting on the CH-OH group of donors, NAD or NADP as acceptor
Source: RefSeq, a predicted model, not a curated record
CAUCACUCUGAAGCGGACCUCUAAGGGAGGUUCAAUACGGACGUCGCAUACCUGACCGUAUCCCGAGGGAGCAUCACUUUCAAGCAUUCUCAUAUGACUGCUCAGUUACUUCAGGGCAGAAUUGCCAUCGUUACAGGAGGUGGAGGUGGCAUUGGCAGGGCAACAUGCCAAAUUCUGGAGAGGGAAGGGGCCAUUGUAGUUGCUUGUGAUAUAAAGGAAUCGACUGCAGUGGAGACUAUCAAUCUGUUAAAAGAUCCAAGCAAACACUUGGCCUUGAUGACUGAUGUCUCGAAAGCGGACUCAGUAGAAGAGGCAAUUUCUGCCGUUGUUGCAAAAUACAAGUCUCCUCCGACACUGCUCGUCAAUUCGGCCGGAGUGACCGGCUCCGGAAACCUGAAGUCCCUCGAGGAGGAAGCGUUUAAGAACUGUAUUGAUGUGAAUUUGAAGGGAACGUAUCUGAUGUGUAAAGCCGUAGCCAACACCAUGGAGGAACACGGAUUAAAGAGCGGGAGUUUUGUGAACAUCGCUAGCAUCACUGGCGUCCUCGGCAUGAAAAGUAACUCCGGCUACUCCGGCAGUAAAGGUGGAGUCCUCGCUUUCACCAAAGCUGUCUCGAAGGAAUUGAUUCAUGAUGGAAUCCGCGUGAACAGUAUUAUCCCUGGUCCGAUCCAGACUGGCAUGGUUCCGUUUGAUGCAGAAACCGUCAGCAGGGUAAUGAGAAAGGAAUCGCCCAUUGGCCGCAUUGGCCAGCCAGAGGAAGUAGGAGAGGUGGCUGUAUUCUUGCUGUCAGACAGGAGCAGCUACAUGGUUGGGUCGUCCGUUGAGGUGACUGGCGGAUAUGUAUGCUGAAAGCCUUUUGCAUGACGUAACGAUGUUGCCAAUGGAUGAACGCUGUGGGACAUCCUGGUAGCAACUGCGUCACAUCGAAAACGCCUCGUUGUAAUCAUAGAUAUAGAGGGGAGAGAUUGGACAGACAAGUGAUGAUUGCAUGCACGUAAGGCGCCAUUGUUAUGUGAUGAUUCCGAGAGAUGGCAGCAGCAGCGACUGCAGAGACCAGCAGCCCCAAAACCACUUCCGGCACCCAGUGCUGGGCCAUCAACUGUGUUCCAUACAGAAACAGGCUCACACAAGCAUAAGGGGAUAUUAUUUCACAAACCUCAAGUAAACAUGUUACAUCACAACCAGCUUUCAGUCAACUACGAGCUGCUUUUUGAGCUAAUAAAAUAUAAAUGUUG